Messenger RNA from Oreochromis niloticus (Nile tilapia), 2150 nucleotides. It is a transcript of the gene cd4-2.2, whose product is annotated as CD4-2 molecule, tandem duplicate 2. The coding region runs from base 357 to 1184 and encodes 275 amino acids. Lineage: Eukaryota; Metazoa; Chordata; Actinopteri; Cichliformes; Cichlidae. The record is from RefSeq and is a predicted model, not a curated record. The transcript is spliced from 7 exons.
UUGUGGAUCCAUGAGUAUAAUCUGACUGAGCGUGUGCAGUUGAGCCUUUUUUAAGUCACUGUGCAGAACUUUCUUCAGCUUUUUGUAAGAACUGCACUGAGUAGAAAAUGCCAGGCCUAGAUUGCAGGAAAGCGCAGACAUGAGUAGCAAACCCACAAAGAUCUGGGGUUUUCACUGGCCUACAACUUUCCAGAGUGCAGCUCUCUCUUCAGAUGUCUUCCGCCUUCUACACUUUUGCAUCCUUGAGCUCUUGUUUUCAGUGAAGUGAAGCACGGAGAGGAUGAAGAAAGAUUUUUGCCUUCAAUAACUGAACUAAAAGACACAAAAUCUGCUCAAAAUUAAGGUCGACUUUCAGAAUGAAGGUGAUUGUGUUGUUUGUGUUUGUGCUGGGUGCACUCUCUGCUGCAGGUGAAGAGUUCUUUGCAAAAGUCGGGGGGAAAGUCACAUUGAACUGUGGAGUCAGCAGCUACAGACGCUCUCUGCAGUGGCUUCAUCGAUAUAACUUAAUUCAUAGUGUUGAUCAGAGAGGCUUCACUCGCAAAGGCACUGUUGAACUUGUGCAGAGGUCAGUCCUGAGACGGACGAAUCUGGAAAUCUCCAGUGUGACAGAAACAGAUGCUGGAAACUUCAAAUGUUUGGCAGAUGGGACACAGCACCAACAUUCACUUUCUGUGGUCUCAGUUUUUGUCUCUGUCCAUCCCUCUGCUGUUCUCAAGCUGAACGAUGAGGCAACGCUCCGGUGUGAGGUGAAAGGUCAGCCCCAAGGUUGUGAAGUGAAGUGGAAGAGUCCAAAUACAAAGUCACCCACAAAUCCAUCAACAGUUCAACUGAAACCUGUAACAAACUCACAUAACGGGGCCUGGGAGUGUAUCAUCACCUGUGGCAGCAAUACGUUUAGUCAGAGUCUGACCAUCACAGUACAAGAGCCUCCAACUGCAACAACUACAACAACUCCACCAACCACCCGUAAGAACAUCACAUCAUUUGUAACAAGUGUUCAAAAGACAACAUGUACAACAUGUACUGCCAACGAUUGCCCACUGGGACUCUCCUGUUGGAUGUGGAUUGCAAUCGGGAUGUGCUGUCAGUUUGUUCUCCUGAUAGUUUGUGUCAUUCUCUUGUGUAAGUUUAUGAGAAGAAGGACAGUAUGUGAGAAAAGGUGUUCAUCAAAUAUUUAUGUAUAGAGUUGAUCGUUGACAAUGAAACAAACAAUCAAAAAAUGGGUUAAACACCCCCUGCACCAUUGUGUUUACAGAUUAUGUUGAACUUCUACUUAAAGUUCUUCAUUGACUCUGUAGCUGUUCAGAGUCAUGAUUGCGCUCCACCACGUUCUUACAAAAGUCCUGGCACGCUUCACAACUGGCAAAAGUCUAAAUGAGUGUCUCAGAUUGAGUAUUACACUCUUCAGUAAAUUGGUGCAGAUUUACAGAUGAGGUGUCGGUUUGUUUUCUGGGCCUUCCUGGGUAAAACUGAGAAGCAACUAAGAUCUCUCAGACAUCUGUUCAGGCUUUACACACAAAUUACACUUCAUUGCCAAAAGUAUUCACUCUUCUACCUUCACACACAUAUGAACUUGAGUGAAAUCCCAUUCUUAAUCCAUAGGGUUUAAUAUGAUGUAGGACCAACUGUGGCAGCUUAAACUCUUAUGGGAAGGCUUUCCAAAGGUUUAGGAGUGUUUAUAGGAGUUGUUGACCGUUCUUCCAGAAGCACAUUUGUGAGGUCAGACACUGAUGUUGGACUAGAAGGCCUGGCUCAGAGUCUCUGCUCUAAUUCACCCAAAGUUGUUCUGUCGGGUGGAGGUUGGGACUCUGUGCAGGCCAGUCAUGUUGUUCCAACAGGAAGAGGAAGAGACCAUCCCCAAACUGUUCCCACAAAGUUGGAAGAAUGAAAUUGUCCAAAAUGUCUUGGUAUGCUGAAGCAUUAAGACUUCCUUUUACUGGAACUAACCGACUGAACCCAACUCCCGAACAACAACCUCGCACAAUAAUACCCCCUCCACUUAUCUUUACACUUGGCCAAAUACGAUCUGACAAGAAUCGUUCCCCUGGCAACCGUCCAUUGCAUUGUCCAGAUGGAGAAUCUUGAUUCGUCACUCCAGAGAACAUGUCUCCACUGCUCCAGAGUCCAGUCGUAGUGCGCUUUAUGCUGAU